Messenger RNA from Porites evermanni, 2844 nucleotides. The record is from the annotation of a GenBank genome assembly. NCBI's taxonomy places the organism in Eukaryota, Metazoa, Cnidaria, Anthozoa, Scleractinia, Poritidae.
CGUGUCCUGCCGGAAAACGACCCAACGUGGAAAGCAGGAGGAACAACAUUACAAGGAUACAGCUCCCAGUACUUCACCACUGCUGACCCAAUGAAGGUUGAUUCUUCAAAGAAGGUUGAAUUGCUGUUGAGGCUUGUAGCAAGGUAAAACGUCUUCUCUUUUAUCAUCAUCAUCAUCAUCAUCAUCAUCAUCAUCAUCAUCAUCAUCAUCAUCAUCAUCGUCAUCAUCAUCAUCGUCAUCAUCAUCUUCGUCAUCAUCAUCGUCAUCGUCAUCGUCAUCGUCGUCGUCGUCGUCAUCAUCAUCAUCAUCAUUGUUGAACAGUUAAUGAAUAAGGCUGAGUAUCUUAUGAAGAAUUACGGAGAUCGAGGAGGGUGUACAGCCUCGACGGAUAACACCCUCCGAGAUCUCCAUAAUUCUUCAUAUGAUAAGAAAGCCGAAUUCAAUAAUCGUUUUAUUAUUCAUUCAAAAUAAUUCCUAGUUUAAAAACAUAGCUAAAACAUGCUUACCUCCAUCGAACCAUCGAUGUUAAGUUCAUCUUCGAUAGUGUACCUUUAGGUUUGUCCAGCGCCGCAAAUAUUCUCCAAAUAGCAGAUGUCGCCCUCCGAGGUUGUCUUCUUGCUGUUUUUGUUAUGUUUUUAGCUAUUACUUCUCGUAGUUCCAACUGUAGUUCUUACUCUUGAAACGAGUGAAGUGUCGGCCAUUUUUGUUUUCACAACCAAAACAACUCAACCUCGUCCCCAGGUCUUCUCGGUUAACGGUUCAUUAACCCGUAGAAGGCUGCAUUUUUGACGUCAUUUCCUCGGUAAACACAAAAUUCUUCUAAAUUUGGUCAUCAGUAACUGGUUAUGGGGAAUUAUGCGUGUGCUUUUAGCCAAUCAGAAUUGGGGAAAUAUUUUGGAUGAAGAAUAAUAACCAUUAAACUUUAAGAAGAAUAAAUAAAUUUAAAUAGAACUGAUGAUUUGUUUGUCAUAUUUUUUGAAAUUCAUAAUUUUAAAAUGACUGAAUAGUUUCCAGUUCGGUCAUAUAUUAUGUAAUUGUAUUAGGGCAUGAAGUCCGUUUUUUUUUUUUUCAAUCCAUAGUAUGACCACAUACAAUAUCACUGACUACACGAAGUUUUCUAACCAUAUUUAUCAAAACUAUGUGGCGAAAUAGUUGUCCUGAUGAUGAUGAUCAUAAUAAUAAUAAUAAUAAUAAUAAUAAUAAUAAUAAUAAUAAUAAUAAUAAUAAUAAUUAUUAUUAUUAUUAUUAUUAUUAUUAUAGUAAUAACAUAAAAAAAUACACACAAAGUGAUAGUCUUAAGGUAUUGUUUGAUGACAGUCCCAGGAAUUAAAGAAGUCCAUCAUCCUUGAGACAGCAGUCAACAGCAACUGUUGGCGUCAGUGUCAUACAGUGUUUUAUUACACUGUUUAAUCAUGCUGAAAUGAGCUUAAUCAGAUCAGAGGACUGUCUGUUGUGUCUGUGGAGGAUGUAGGGUGUUGUUAUGGUUCGCCCUUGGAGUAUUGAUUGCAUUUAUGCGCUAGCGCACACCUCAUUGCCUUGUAUGUGUAGGGCAAGUUUCUGCCUGUCUGAAAUCUUCUUUUCCUUUCUUUUACAUGGUUAAAGCAGGAUAAAUCAACUCACAACUUACCAGCUAGAGGGAAACAGUUCAUUCUGUUUCUCGAGAAUCUCAAUGUUUCCCGAGGUGAAGCCGAAAGAAACGUAGAUUCUUGGGAAACAAAGGGCGGGACCAGUCUUGAAGUGAUUUGUUAGAUAGCUGGAAAUUUUGAAGCUGGAACUCCAUCAUUAAACCUCGCUGUAACGGCAGUCGCUGGUCAACAUUCGCACUUUUACCCUCUGACGUCAUAGAUUUUGUAAUGUUGCUCGAUCAGGUAUGACCUCGAAGGGGACCAGUGAGAACGCGCGUUGUCAUGAAGAACUUUCCAACUAUAUAACAAUACCCACUGUAUUCCUUAUACACCUAUUUCAAUUAAGGUUGGUUCAGAGAAGAAUGAUGCAUGAUCCAUGUUUCAUGGCCCGCGGUGCAUUAUUGUAGCAAGUCAAGUAAAUUAUGUGCCCGCAACGAACUUGACCCCAGAAAGCAAACGCUGCUGACGCUUCUAUGCUACGUCAGCAGAACGUUAAAACAAUGUAUUUCAAAACGCUGAAUCCUAUUCCAGGCUUUUUAAUUUGAGACAGUGAUUUGAGGUUAGGUUUUUCUCUAUGAUAAUAUGCAAAUGCUACAAAUUUUCAACGAGUUUGCCUGGCUCGCACACGUGAAAAUUUUGGAUAGAGUUAAAAAGAAAUCAAAUUCAAGGCGUUUGUUGAACAACAAUAAAUAACUUAACAUUACGUGUUUAAUUAUUUUUGAGGCAAUUUUUUUAAAACUGAAUAUAUAUAUAAAGAAUAGCGUUGAUUUGCUUUAUUGAAAUAACCAGCAUUCUGGCCCAUGCAAAAACACGGCAGCUAUUCAUUUAAUGUUGUUAAAAGAAGAGGCUUCCAAUUUUUUACUAUCAGAUUUUAAAAAUGAAAUUUUUCAGCUCGCUUAUGCUUAAGAAUUUUAGCAGCCAUUUGACUUGAAAGCUCUCUUGAACGCCUUUUCACAAAUGGUCUCCAUUAUUUCAUGAUCAAUGAACGUGAGCAAGACUAAACUUUCUGCUACAAAAUGGGUUUACCACAGUGCACUGCAGGCUAUGAAACAUGGUUCACGGGAGCAACCUCAAUUAAAAUAGGUGCGUUGACCUAGACCGAGUUUUGAACCUAACCCCUUUUACUUUCAUUUUCAGAGAGGACGAGACAGACCUUGUUUUUCCCAAAGAGGACUUCAAACCGCUGUCCACCUUGUGUCCACCAGCUGUACCAGAGUAG